CUAUCCAGCUCACCUGCUAGUAGCCUCGCUUCAGUUCCUCGCUAGCUCUAUAAAUUGGCCUCCCCCGACCUCGCAACUACUUCAUCAGUGCGAUCACGUAACAGAGCUGCCCGAUCAGAGCUCACCGUUGACGACGACUGUGUGCGACCAGAGGCAGUGACAGAGCAAUGGGCGCUGCUACCGUGGCCGCCUCCUCGUCUCGGCCCAUGGCUGUUGCUGCUGCUAUCGCCUUGUUGGCGGCAGCUUCGUUCCUGGCGGCGGCGGCGGCGCCCGUGCCGGCGAUCUACGUGCUCGGCGACUCCCUCGCGGACGUCGGGAACAACAACCACCUGCCGACGAUCCUCAGGGCCGACUUCCCGCACAACGGCAUCGACUUCCCGGGGAGGAAGGCCACCGGCAGGUUCAGCAACGGCAAGAACUCCGUCGACUUCCUCGCCGACAACCUUGGGCUGGCGAGCCCGCCGCCAUACCUCGCCCUGUCCAAGAGCAGCAACGCCAACUACGCGAACGGCGUCAACUUCGCUUCCGGUGGUGCCGGCGUCCUCAACUCCACCAACAAGGACCAAUGCAUCAGCUUCGACAAGCAGAUCGACUACAUCUCGUCGGUGUCGGCGUCCCUGGCGCAGAGCCUGGGCCAGGCGCAGGCUGCGGCGCACCUGUCCAAGUCCCUCUUCGCCAUCACCAUCGGCAGCAACGACAUCAUCCACUACGCCAGGUCCAGCUCCAGCUCCGCAGCCACGGCCGGCGGCGCCGGCGACCCGUCGCAGCAGUUCGUGGACGCCCUGAUCCAGGCGCUCACGGGCCAGCUGCAGCGGCUCUACGACCUGGGCGCGCGCAAGCUGGUGUUCCUCGGCACGGGGCCCGUCGGCUGCUGCCCGUCGCUGCGGGAGCUGAGCGCCUCCAAGGACUGCAGCGCCGUGGCCAACGGCGUCUCCGUCCGGUACAACGCCGCAGCGGCGUCGCUCCUGGGCGGCAUGGUGGCGCGCCACCCGGACAUGCACUACGCGCUCUUCGACUCCUCGGCGGCGCUGCUCCGGUUCAUCGACCAGCCGGCGGCGUACGGGUUCGCCGAGGCCAGGGCGGCGUGCUGCGGGCUCGGCGACAUGAACGCCAAGAUCGGGUGCACGCCGCUGAGCUUCUACUGCGCCAACAGGACCAGCCACGUCUUCUGGGACUUCUACCAUCCCACCGAGACCACAGCCCGGAAGCUCACCAGCACGGCGUUCGACGGGGCGGCGCCGCUCAUCUUCCCCAUCAACAUCAGGCAGCUCAGUGCUCUGUAGGCCUGAGCUGUGGUGUUGUGUAUAGACUCUAUUGUGGUGAUAGAAGAAAC
This is a messenger RNA of Panicum hallii, 1333 nucleotides long. RefSeq names its product GDSL esterase/lipase At5g55050-like. The record is from RefSeq and is a predicted model, not a curated record. The transcript is spliced from 3 exons. Bases 168 to 1283 code for a protein of 371 amino acids. Lineage: Eukaryota; Viridiplantae; Streptophyta; Magnoliopsida; Poales; Poaceae. Gene Ontology annotation, molecular function: hydrolase activity, acting on ester bonds.